AUGGAGUAUCAUUUUUCAAAUUGGGAUUUUAAUAUUGGAAUUAUACUAGCAAUUAGUUCUAAUAUUUUUAUAGGUGCAAGUUUUAUCAUUAAAAAAAAAGCAUUGAUUCAAUUACAAAGAUAUGGGAUUCGUGCUGGUGAAGGAGGUCAUGGUUACUUGAGACAAUUCACCUGGUGGUCCGGUCUUCUGACAAUGGGUAUUGGCGAAGCUGCUAAUUUUGUAGCUUAUGCAUUUGCACCGGCUUCUGUAGUAACGCCAUUAGGAGCACUUAGCAUAGUUAUUACCUCUAUUUUAUCAUCAAAAUAUUUGAAUGAAAAAAUCAACUUGCUUGGAAAGGAUGCCUCCUUUGCAUUUUAG
Cotesia congregata is the source of this 357-nucleotide messenger RNA. NCBI's taxonomy places the organism in Eukaryota, Metazoa, Arthropoda, Insecta, Hymenoptera, Braconidae. The record is from the annotation of a GenBank genome assembly.